AUGGAUCCUGUCGUCCUCCAGCUCUGGGCUGUCCUCUCCCUCCUGGUUCACCUUGCAGCCUGCAGUCCCAUCCUGAGCUUGGAGCACUCUUCCCUGGAGGAAGACGUGCCUCUUUUUGAUGAGAUCCUCUCCGAGCAAGAUGGGGUUGAUUUCAACACGCUGCUCCAGAACAUGAAAAAUGAGUUUUUGAAGACGUUGAACCUCUCCGACAUCCCCCUGCACGAGUCGGCCAAGGUGGACCCGCCAGAGUACAUGCUAGAGCUGUACAACAGGUUUGCCACAGACAGGACAUCGAUGCCUUCUGCAAACAUCAUCAGGAGCUUCAAAAAUGAAGACUUGGAUUCCCACCCUAUAGGCGUGACAGGAACCCGGAGAUACCCGCUGCUCUUCAACGUCUCCAUCCCUCACCACGAGGAGAUCACCAUGGCAGAGCUGAGGCUCUACACCCUGGUGGAGCGGGACCAGAGGCUCUACGAAGGGCUCGACAGGAAGGUCACCAUCUUCGAGGUGCUGGACAACAUCCCCCUGGGGGCUGCGGAGGACAGGAAGAUGGUGGCCCUGGCCUCCAGGCACAUCUACGGCACGAGCAGCGAGUGGGAGAGCUUCGAGGUGACCGAGGCCAUCCGGCGCUGGCGCAGGGCAGGGCUGACCACGCACCGGCUGGAAGUUCACAUCGAGAGCAGGGAAGGGGAGGAGCAGAACGGGGAAGGGAAACUCGACAUCGACAUCAACUCUGAGGCCAAGCACCUGCCCCUGCUGGUUGUGUACUCCGACGACCAAAGCAACGACCGAAAGGAGGAGAAGGAAGAGCUGAACGAGAUGAUUGACCACGAGCAGUUCCUGGGCCUGGAGAACCUGGAGGUUGGCAACUUCCACGACCAGCCCGGAGAGGAGGCGCUGCUCCAGAUGCGCUCCAACAUCAUCUACGACUCCACGCGCAUCCGCAGGAACGCCAAGGGCAACUACUGCAAAAAGACUCCUCUCUACAUUGACUUCAAGGAGAUUGGCUGGGACUCCUGGAUCAUCGCCCCGGCGGGCUACGAAGCGUACGAGUGCCACGGCGUGUGCGCCUACCCCUUGACGGAGCACGUCACGCCCACCAAGCACGCCAUAGUCAAGACUUUGGUUCACCUGAAGAACCCCCAGAAAGCCUCCAAGGCCUGCUGCGUGCCCACCAAACUCGACCCCAUCUCCAUCCUCUACUUGGAUGCAGGGGUGGUCACCUACAAGUUCAAGUACGAGGGCAUGGUGGUGUCAGAGUGCGGCUGCAGAUAG
Molecule: messenger RNA, 1275 nt
Organism: Camarhynchus parvulus
Lineage: Eukaryota; Metazoa; Chordata; Aves; Passeriformes; Thraupidae
Gene: BMP10
Product: bone morphogenetic protein 10
Biological process (GO): BMP signaling pathway; SMAD protein signal transduction
Cellular component (GO): extracellular region
Molecular function (GO): cytokine activity; growth factor activity
Source: RefSeq, a predicted model, not a curated record